GAGCGGCGGCUGCCCCGGACAGAGCCGCCGCGGAGCGGGGCAGCCGUCCCCGCAGGGAGAGCUGGAGCCGGCCCGUCCCCGGGACCCUCCGUGCGCUGGCUCGGGGGACGUCGCUCCCUGCCCCGCCCGUGCCCUGGGACGGGCGCAGGACCGGGCUCCGGGGCGCUGCCGCCGGUGCUGUGCCAGCCCGACGUGUCCUGCUUCGUCUGGAGUCUAACCAGGCACUAUGUCCCAGAUAAAAACAGAAGAUGAACUGAUUCUUUUUGAAAGAGAAAUAAAAGAGUUUUGGACCAAGUUCAAAAGCAUCUGUGGUUGUGAACAGAUCAAUCAGACUCUUGUACUAAGAGAUUCCUGCAAAGAGUCCAUAAAAACACUUUCAGAGAAAUGGUCCAGAAAAUUAAAAGAAGGUGAUCUGAUGAUUGAUAAGAUUCAGGAGUACACAGCUGAAAUCCUUCAAGAGAACAAAUGCAUUGCAGAAAAACAAGAAAACUUGGCACAAACAAAAUCCAAAAUUAAGCAGGAAGAAGAACAAAGGAAAGACUUGAUGGAGAGCAUCAGAUUGCUUAAGGAAGAGUUGAUUAGAAAAAAGGAAAUUUUGUCCUCUAAAAACAAGGCCGCUAAGGAGAGGGUGGAAAGACUAUGUAAAUCUAAAGCACUGUUUGAAGAGCGGCUUGCAUUAGAAAUACGCAGAAUUCAUGGUGAACAAUUGCAGUUCAUAUUCCGAUGCAUUGACCACAAAGAUCCUGACAAGCCUUUCAUAUUCACUCUUUCCGUAAAUGAGCAGGGAGAAUAUGAAGUGGUAUCCUGUUUUCCUCCACUGGACUGCAUGGCAGACCUCCAGUUAAAAGUGAGAGAAACCAACAACUUCUCUGCAUUUGUUGCCAAUGUCAGAAAAGCUUUCACAGCUUUAUCAUAUAAGUAAUCUGUAACUGUAUAUAUGUGCAAAACUGGCUUUAUAUCUCUCUUCCUGUCCCUGGGAGCAUUCACAAUUUUUUCCUGUUUCCAUUAACCUAAAAGGAGAGCAAAUAUGCUUAUACAUGGUUUUUAAUAUUCUCUUUUCUAAAUAAAGAAAAAAAUGUUUUUGUAAAUUAUCCUUA
This is a messenger RNA of Alligator mississippiensis (American alligator), 1097 nucleotides long. RefSeq names its product SPC25 component of NDC80 kinetochore complex (gene SPC25). NCBI's taxonomy places the organism in Eukaryota, Metazoa, Chordata, Crocodylia, Alligatoridae. The coding region runs from base 227 to 922 and encodes 231 amino acids. Gene Ontology annotation, biological process: chromosome segregation. Gene Ontology annotation, cellular component: Ndc80 complex. The record is from RefSeq and is a predicted model, not a curated record. The transcript is spliced from 7 exons.